Lonchura striata (white-rumped munia) is the source of this 2878-nucleotide messenger RNA. RefSeq names its product matrix remodeling associated 8 (gene MXRA8). Gene Ontology annotation, biological process: cell differentiation; cell adhesion. The record is from RefSeq and is a predicted model, not a curated record. Lineage: Eukaryota; Metazoa; Chordata; Aves; Passeriformes; Estrildidae. Gene Ontology annotation, cellular component: membrane; cell surface.
AGGCUUUUUUUUUUUUUUUUCAUGGUCAUAUUAUCUAAAAAUAAUAAUAGCUGCAGUUUCUUGGAAUUUGUUUGGAAGUGUCUGGUUCUGUCUGAUGGUGGAGACAGGAUCCUGGAGUGGGUGAAGUUCUGAUCUGGAUGCUCCCAAAGUUUCCCUUGUUGCAGUGUGUAAUUAUUUAAAUGUUUAUUUAGGAGGUUGUUUUAAUACUCUCCUCUUUCCUGAAACUCUUCCCCCUCUGGGAUAGAGGGAAUCUAUUUUCUGGUAGAGUAGAGAGACAGAGAAAUGUCAGAAGGAAAAAUUCAAGUAUGGCAAUUAAAUUUAUCCUCAUGAUCCCAUGCGAAGUCUCCUGACUUUUGUUUUUAAGGCUCCUGACGUUUGUUUUUAAGUUCUCUUGUGGAGUCCCACAGACAUUUAAGGACAGUGAGUUUUAAUUCCCUUUCUUCACUUGAUGAUUACAUUGAUUGAAUUGUAAAAUCCAAUAAAUACAAUCCACUAAAUGGUGUUAACAAUAACCUGACAACAGAAGUGAGAAAACAGAAAAAUUGACCAUAUUUUAAUUUUCAUCUAGUAUGUAAUUUUACUUUUAAUAUCCUAGCAGCAGCUACUCUAUUUCCUAUUUUAUACUUUAUUUCCUGACUUUAUACUCAUUGUAAUUUUCCUCUAAAUACCCAGCCCUUGCUUACAAAUCACAGGACAGGGUAAAUAUUGUUUUCUAGGUUGUCUUUGGAGACUGGAGCUGGGAGUAAAACCAUAUGAGGAGAUCAAAACCCCAUUGAAGGCAGCAGAAUAAAUCCAGUCUGGAGGAGUGUCAGACAAAGGCAGGAACAGCUGGAUCAAGUAAAGCACGAGGAAAAUUGCUUCCAUCCCUAGGGGGAGGGAGAAAGAUUUGUUUUGUCAGCCCAGAGCUGUGUGGGACCAACUUCAGCCGAUGAAAGUUUGGAUGUCAGAGUGAGGGAGGGCUCAGAAGGUGCCAGAGGGAGGGGAAGGAGGAGAGGGCUCUGCAGAAAGUGAGGGAAGGGAAGGGAAGGAGGUGGAGUAAUCCUGCAGAAUCUGAGCUGCUGUCCUCAGCUCUGGGGAUGUAAACUGAUGAGGUCAUAGUGUUUUCCAGUUACAGAAAGGAAAGUUAAAGGGGAAAAAAAAAAGAAAAAAAAAAAGUCUUCAACUUGUUUUUCAAGAGAGGCGAAAACUCUGAGAAGCCGAAGAAAUGGAGCAACUUGUGAAACUCCUCCUGUGGCAGAUUUUGCUUCAGCAAAGUUCUGUGUGCUCAUAUUCAGUCCCAGCUGAUGCCUCCAACCCCAGCAGCGUGGUGGUGUCUGUGCUGAACAUCAGCGCUGCCCUGGGCUCCCAGGCCGUGCUGCCCUGCAAGAGCCACCGCAUGGUUUGGACCCAGGACCGCCUCAACGACCGGCAGCGCGUGGUGCACUGGGACCUGCUCAGCUCCUACUAUGGGGACAGCAGGAUGGAGAGGCUCUGUGACAUGUACUCAGCUGGGGACCAACGUGUCUACAGCUCCUACAACCAGGGCAGGAUCCUCAUGCCCGAGAAUGCCUUUGCAGAUGGGAAUUUCUCGCUGGUGAUCAAAGGUGUUGCAGAGAGUGAUGCAGGCACAUACUCCUGUAACCUUCACCAUCACUACUGCCACUUGUAUGAAACUGUGAAAAUCCAGCUGGUCAUCGCCAAGAAAGCAGGCGAGGAGGCCAGCGAGUACUGGGACGGCGAGAAGCCGGUGCUGGUGGCCCCGGAGGGCAGCACGGUGACGCUGCCGUGCGUCAACCGCCAGCACAUCUGGACGGAGCGGCACAGCGAGGAGGAGCAGCAGGUGGUGCACUGGGACCGGCAGCCCCCAGGCGUGCCCCAGGACCGCGCUGACCGCCUGGUGGACCUGUACGCGUCCGGCGAGCGCCGCUCCUACGGGCCCCUGUUCCUGCGGCAGAAGAUGAACGUCACCCGCGGCGCCUUCGCCCUCGGAGACUUCUCGCUGCGCAUCUCCCACCUGGAGAGCGCCGACGAGGGCACCUACUCCUGCCACCUGCACCACCACUACUGCGGGCUGCACGAGCGCCGCAUCUACCACGUGGCCGUGACGGAGCCGGAGAGGGAGAGGAAGGUGGUGAACAUCACCACGCACAGCGUGGUCCCUGCUGCAGAUCCAAACGUGGUCAGGGGCCACAAUGUCAUCAAUGUCAUCAUCCCUGAGAGCAGGAUGCACUUUUUCCAGCAGCUGGGCUACAUCCUGGCCACUCUGCUGCUCUUCCUCGUCCUCCUCAUCAUCGUGGUGCUCGUCACCCGCAGGCGCCGGCAGAGGGGUUAUGAAUACAAUGUGAAGAAAUAUGGAGAGAAGGAUGUGAAUCUUAAAGAAUUCACAGUGGACACGACAGAUCUGACCCCACAGAAAAGUGAAGACAUCAGGCUGGAUUAUAAAAACAACAUCCUGAAGGAGAAAGCUGAGCAAGCCAGAAGCUUCCCAGCAAAGAACAUUGAUUUAGACAAAGAUUUCAGAAAGGAAUAUUGUAAAUGAAGACACUGCCAAGCUGCUGGCUGGACCAGAAGCUUCCAUCCAAGAUAGAUAAUGUGGAAGAGAGAUGCCUUUUCUUAAUUCCAUCUCCCUCCAAUUCCCACAGAACUUUUUCCACAUCCACUUUUUCUGUACCCCACACAAGGGUGCAAAUGCUUCAUGCAAGAGUUAAACUGCCUUGUGUGCAUUUAUGGGGUUGGGUUGCCUUUUUCUUCCUCUGUUCUCCCAAUCCUCCCUCCCCCUUUUCUUUCUUGACAAUUAUUGUUGGAUUUUAUGCAUCGAUGAUUUUUAUGAGCUGAAUCAGCAGAGGUUUUGCUUUGAUGUUAUUGCUUUAAAUAAAACCACCUGCAUUGCUAUUCCUGA